Acaulospora morrowiae is the source of this 2241-nucleotide messenger RNA. The record is from the annotation of a GenBank genome assembly. NCBI's taxonomy places the organism in Eukaryota, Fungi, Glomeromycota, Glomeromycetes, Diversisporales, Acaulosporaceae.
AUGGAUUACUGGAUUGGACGAACAAUUUGCCUAAAAUGUGGCAGAAUCAAAAAUGACACCUUAAAGAUGACCUUCAAAUGCACUCACAAGCAUACCAUUUGUAAACAAUGCAUUAACAAACACAUAGAAGAUGCCUUAAAGAACAUUAAAGAUGAGAUUAUAAUUAAAUGCAUCAUCUUCGGAUGUAACAAGCAACUCACAUACGGAGACAUGAAGAGAGUGGCAAAUGAGGAGAAUUUUAGAAUUUAUGAUGAGGAAUCCUUUAAACGCGCGAUCGAAAAGUUUGAAGACUUUCGCUGGUGUAUGCACCUUUGUGGGACCGGUCAAAUUCAUCUUGGAGACGAAAAUUCACCAAUAAUGACCUGCUGGGGAUGCGAGAAGAAAACUUGCUUUAAGCACAAGGUCCGCUGGCACGAAGGCAAAACUUGCAAAGAAUAUGAUGAAACCCUUAGUGAAGCCGAGUCAGCCACCCGACACUUUCUUGAUCAAAAUACCAAGACUUGUCCUAAAUGCAAAAUCAUCAUAUCCAAAGAUGAAUAUAAGGUUUUAUGCCCAUCUUCGAUGCUUACACAAGAACAUUGCGAACGCACUUUGUUUCCGAUCGGAAAGAACACAUCAAUCGUAAUGGAGUCAACAACCUCUCAAAAUUUACCGGAAAGCAUAAAAACGGAAAAUACUCAAGGCACAAAUGUCCAGCAAGAAAAUCCGAUUCCUCAAGUGAAAAAACGUGAGAGGGCAGCCAAGAAGGAAAAACUGGAACAGAAGCGGCGCAGUAAGGAGGAAAGAAAAGCUAACCCGACGCAACAAGUACAAGAAAUAAUUGUGGAUCCUUUUUUGAGACAAAUGAUUCCAAUAACCGAGAAUCCUUUGGAUGUGGAACUUACGGACAGAGAGAAGAUAACCAUUAUGACUUAUAAUAUUCUCGCUCAAUCACUUUGCCGCCGUGAGCUAUAUCCGGACAGCCACGAAUCACUUAAAUGGAAAUACCGUCGACCACGGUUGAUCAAAGAAAUAUUAUAUUACGAUCCUGAUGUGGCAUGUUUCCAAGAGAUGGACGAAUCUAACUAUAGAAAUACUUUUAAGCCUGAAUUUGAGCGCGCUGGUUACGAACUUCUGUAUUUUAAAAGCGAACCUAAAUCGCAUGGAUGUUGCAUAAUUUGGAAGCGUUCCAAGUUCACCAAGUUAAAAGAUCUUAAAAUCGAGUUCGAUAAAUUGGAAGUAUCCACAAUGCCAACCAAUUGCGUAGGACUUAUUGUCUCACUAGAGUGCAUCAAGGCAUCUCGUCAAAAUUCUGUUGAUCAAGGGGAAACCAAAUCUGGGAUCAUCAUUGGGACAACGCAUCUUUAUUGGAGACCUCAAUGCAUGUACGAACGAGCGAGACAAAGCUUGUUAUUGUACGAAAAUCUGAUAAAGCUUAACGAAGAAUUCGGAUUUGUGACAUUUUUGGCUGGGGGUCAGUAUAUUCACUUAUUCACUGCGUUUGCUCCCGUAGCGAUUUAUCUUGUACUCGUCGAAUUCAAUUCUUUUUGCUUCUUAGACUUCAACUCGUCGCCAGAAACUUCAGCGUACAGAUUGAUGGUACAAAGAGAAUCCGCAUUAACCAAACAAGAUAUAGAGAAUUUAAAAAAUUCCAUGAGAUAUUUUGAUGGAAAAAAGGAUGAUUUAGACGGAAAGGUACCCUCUCCGAGCACUGUGGAUAAUGAAGCGUGUAGAGAAAGUGAUAGAACGUCGUUGACCGACGAUUGUCCCUCGUCCUCGGUUGUUGUACCGGCAGAAACAUCGAGCCCAUUUCCACCGUGUGAACCAUCGCUUUCUGAUCUAUUUUCGAGGUUCUCGAUACUUCCACGAUGCACGUCACUCUACUCGAAAUAUUAUCAUAUAAAAGAUCCCGACAAUACUUUUCUAAUGGAACCGAAAUAUACAAACUACGGACUGUACUUUAAAGGAACAGUAGAUUAUAUUUUUCAUAUCCAUAGUUGUCUCCAAAACGAUGAUUAUCCUGAUGAAACGAAAAAUGAAAAGAACAUCGAAAAAAUAAACAGUAACGCUAAUGAGUCUUUGGCGGAUGAUGAUAAGGGUAAUUUUACUAGAAAGGCAAAGAAAACUAGAAAUCAAGAGAUUAAGGUGUCAAGUAUAUUGAGGAUGCCAACGGAAGAAGAAAUUGGAACCUCAAGCACAUCUUUAUACGAUGACGCCAGAGGUGUCAAGUGUAGUAGUUCACAGCAUGACUCAACAGCUUGA